GAAGGAGCGGGUGCCUGUCGCAUAUCGAAUGGACGGCGCGCUUGGGCCCCACGACUUGGCGGUCACCAUCAACAUCCACCUCUCGACCAGCAACCACAACCAGUAGAAGCCGUCGUCACACAAUCUACAAUCACUAUGGUGUGUUCCCUCAAGGAUAUGUUGCUCAGAGCGACAAGGUCACAAGCUAACACCUGCCCCAGUCUGCACAAAACUCGGCUGGAAUCCAAACGCUGCUCGACGCUGAGCGCGAGGCCCAGAAGAUCGUCCAGCAGGGUAUGUUCUGACCUUUGCGCCGCCUUCUGCAUCCACACUAACAACAAAACAGCCAGAGAGUACCGCACCAAGCGCGUAAAGGACGCUCGUUCCGAGGCCCAGAAGGAGAUCGACGAGUACCGUAACAAGAAGGAGGAAGAGUUCAAGCAAUUCUCAACACAGCACACCAGCGGCAACGAGCAGGCCGAGAAGGACGCCUCCAAGGACACAGACGAGAAGUUGAAGGAGAUCAAGAGCAUUGGCGACAAGGAGGGCAGCACCGUCGUCGACAACCUGCUACGCGCCGUCACCGAUGUCAAGCCCCAGGUUCCCGACAGAGUCGAGCAGCCCGUCGCAUAA
This is a messenger RNA of Aureobasidium vineae, 612 nucleotides long. The record is from the annotation of a GenBank genome assembly. NCBI's taxonomy places the organism in Eukaryota, Fungi, Ascomycota, Dothideomycetes, Dothideales, Saccotheciaceae.